GGUUGCUCCAAAUGAUAUCUCCACGAUACGAAACUCAAAGGACCACCUAGUUUCCCAGCUACCCCCCGUGGAUGUCUGGGGGAGCACAUUUGUUACAGUACCUACUCCCGGGCGACUUUUUGGUGACAUGGUAAAAAUUGUAGCAAGUCAGGCCAACACUGCUGUAAACAUAACUGGCUUUGAUACACAGUAUAUCAAUGACAGUGGAGGAUAUUUGCAGGUUCGGCUUCCUGCAGAACAAUACAGCACAAUUCAAGCUGACAAGCCAGCCAUGAUGGUUAUGCUGUCCAUUACACAGGACAGUUCGGAGUCCGAGGGUGACCCUUCAAUGACAAUAGUGCCCUGGCUAGAACAAUUCAACUCGAAAUACACAUUCACCACUCCGAAAUAUUCCCUUGGCUCAUAUUUGAAUUACGUUUUACUGGUUAUUGAGGAUAAAUAUAAAGAUGGGUUAGUCUUAGAUGGUGACAGUACACGCGUAAAUCAAGAGGCAACUUGGCAUACCUUCCCAGGGUUAGCUGAUUACGUAGGGACGUAUUUCGGUAUAGAGGAGGGCUCGCAUCAUAUUGAACAUUCCAACCCAAAUGCGUCAUUUGGGGCUUAUCUAUAUGGAAAGGCUAAUUUUGAAUCGUAUGGACUCCCCACUGGAAUGAAAUUGACAAAAAUAAAUGAGUGCCCUGGUAGUAAUGGUAGUAUAAUAGAUGGUGUUGAUAAUGACUGUGAUGGACUUAUAGAUGAAGAAACCUGCGGACCCUCUGCAACAGAUGACGACAAGGAUGGAAGAGUCGAUGAAGACUGUGGUUUUUAUGAAGAAACAACUACAGAUACUCAGUCAACUACAAAAUAUAAUAGCACAACAGAACGUUCAAGCAUAACGACAGAAAGUGAAAGCACAACGACAGAAAGUCCAAGCACAACGACAGAGAGUUCGAGCACAGCAACUGAAAGUUCAAGCACAACGACAGAAAGUCCAAGCACAACAACAGAAAGUUACAUUUCUACUGAGACAUUGUCUGCCACAUUAGUAACCACCGAGCCACCCCAGGGCUUUGUAAUCAUCCCGCCAUCCCAAGGCGUUGUAGACGCCCCACCAGUUCAAGGCGUUGUUGUCGCCCCACCAGUUCAAGGCUUUAUAACCACCGCAAGUUCGUCCACAACUCCAGUUGUUAAGUCAGUUAACAUAACUGAUGACCAAGCCCUCACAGCUGCCAGACAGAGAAAUGAUAAAAAGACAAAUGCUGUACUUGGAAUGCUGAUCCCGAUUACGAUUCUGUCUCUGGUUGGUUCUAUUGUUCUGAUUGCUGUAGUCGUUAAAGUGGUCAGAAAAUGCAGACGCUAUAUGCCUCAAGAAGAUGCUGAUGGUUUAGUAAAACCUACAAUGACACCGGCAAGAAAUGUUGUGACACCAACAAAGCAAACCAUAUAGAUCUCCCUUUCGCGGUUCGCUCUUUGAAUCAGAACGUUCGCAAAUAUGUACUGAAAAAGCAAUCAAAAAGGACAACAUAUGAUUGGUCAAUAUUUUCCCA
Molecule: messenger RNA, 1526 nt
Organism: Owenia fusiformis
Lineage: Eukaryota; Metazoa; Annelida; Polychaeta; Sabellida; Oweniidae
Source: the annotation of a GenBank genome assembly